ACUACGAACAUAAACAAGACGCUGGAUUAGAGUCCGAUAAAACCUACUGAUUGAGGGGUAUAAAAUAAAUGAAAAACUCUCGCGUGAACGAUGGUGGCUCCUUUCCGUCUGGAAUCUGGUGGUAGAACAUAUGUGAGACGCCCGGCCGUGUGGAUUUUGUAGUUGAAAGAGGUGACCGUCGGGAGAAAGUGAGAGAUAAGAAGGUCUCAUGUCAAGACUCAAGGAGAUGGAGAAUGUCAUCAUGUGUGACCCCUUAGGUGAUGAUGAUAUUACCGUUGAGGAGGAUCCCCUUGGCUAUAACGAGGAGCUUGAAGUCAAGGAUGAACCCUUUGAAUUUUUUGAUGACCCGUCAUGCUGGCCAUCGCAUCGGGGAGCGAAUUGCAAUGAUGAUGAUGAUGAGGAGUUCCCUGGGCUGGAGAUCCUCAGUGUUGAUGACAUAGCCAAGGAUGAUGGGGAUGACAGUAACCACCUGGAGCUCAUAGAGAUGAUUGAGGUGGGAGGACCAGAUACCUGCUCACCUGCCACUGAAUUGCCCUUGCCAGAAGAAGUGCCUAGCAGCUCCAAUGUUGCCGAUACACUCACAGAGGAGAGCCACAGUCCCGGCCAGUUCUCCACUGACCUCAACAAGGAAAAGUUGGAUGCUCUGGUGAAGCGUGAAGCCAAUAUCCUCAAGACACAGGAGAGGAGGGAGAAGGAAAUGGUGAAGAAGAAGGAGCUGCAGCGCCAGUUGGAAGUGCACAGGAUAAAGGUGAAGCGGCUGCAGAAGGAGCUAGAUGAAGAGAAGAAGAAGAUGCAUCACAUCCAGAAUCAGCUGAUUAACCUCAGAAGGAGGGUGCGGCGGCAGGAACUCAAGAUCAAGCAAGUGGGUGGAAGCUUGAUGUCCAAUCUAGACACGGGCCAGGAUCCUCUUAAGGAUAAGAAGUUGGUUGAUGUGCCUCCAUUGGCCCUAGGUGCAGAUGGAUCAGGGGAAACACCCAAGGGCAAGAGAAAAGUGGGAGAUUCUUCCUCCUCUGUAGGGAGAGCAGAUACAAAGGCAGACAAUGUGAAGGGUAAGAGGAAAGGAGGGGAGCAUGUCCCAGUGAAAUUUGAAGGGAAGAAUGACACCAUUAAGGGCAAAAAGAGAGGAGGGGAUGCCUCUCUCAUAAAGUUAGAAGGAAAAGGGGAGGAAUGCAGCCCAAAGAAGAAACCGGCAGUGACAAACAUUUUAGAUGGUUUUAAGGGCAGGUUAAAAGUGAGUGUCAAAGGCUUGGCAAUGAAAAGAAAAAUCAUAAAUGAAGAAGAAGAACCAAAGAAAAAGAAAAUGACAAAGGUAAGUGAAAUAAAGAAAGGAGCAGCUGGUGCCUUGAAAGAGUGCAGAAAGAAAGCAGUAGUUAGCCUAGUGCGAUGCAGUGAGGUGCAGCAAAAGGAGAUGAGGGUAGAAGACCAGAAAAUCCAAGAGAAAGAGUCCAAAGAUGAGAAAGAUCAGAAAAUGGGUGAGAGAAUUAAACAAGGGAGCAGCAAAGAAUUGGUAAAGGUUAAAUAUGGAGCAGAGUUAGAUAAGAUAAAGCAAGAAGAUUCAAAAGUCAAUGGACUGAACACUGGAGAUGAUUUACAGUUUGCAACAUCAUCAGUGCUCUGGAAUGUUAUGAGCAGGGUAAAGACACAGCCAUAUGCAACUGUCAGUUCUAAAAGAAAGACCUCUGAAGUUUACCCAAAUCAUUACUUCCAGAGACAGUGUCUAGCUAAAACAACAACUGCUGAGCUGCCCAAGUUAGUGGAGAAGUUUAUGGAGCGGGAGGAUGUAUCCAAGAUUAGUUCAGUCUCAUUGGGGUCGGAAGCUCCUGAUAUCUCGCUCCGCUAUAGAAUGCAUUAUUUGUCUGUGCUGUAUAAACAAUUUGAAUCCGAGUUUGGCAAUGUGUGUACCUAUAAUUCAUUUGCAGAUUAUGUGCCCAAAAAUGUAGUCAAACCUAGUCCAAGCCACUGGAAGACGUGCAUUUGCUUUCCCUGUAUCAAUCCUGACUUAAAGUAUGAAAAGUUGAAGUCCAAAGGAUUAAUAGGGGAGGAAAAACUUGAACUUGCCGAUGUUCUACAAGAUGCUGAGAAGGAGACUGAGUUGAGGACACAACUCCGCACCCUUCGAGAUUCAAAGGAAGUCCUCACCUACAAUUUGUGGGAACGGAACUCAAGUGGAACAGUGAAUUCCAAAUUAAGGAGUGCUAGUGAACCAGUUGCCAUUGUGGUUGCUAAAUUCCUAGAGGAGUUGAGUCUUCUGAAGGCCCACAUCCAACGAAUUUUUUGUCAGUUUGAUUCAGCAAGAUUAGCCCGUGAGAGGGCCCUUGACAGCUGGGAUGAAGUGACCUUCCAUUUGGACUGUUCUCCAUUGCCAAUCUACCCCUACCCAGGACAAGAAAAUGGUGUAUCAGAACCAGUCACAAUGCUCACAGCGCUAUCAGGAUAUAUAUGGAGCCGUGGGGGAGGACAGAAAAUUAUUGCAUUGUCUGAUAGCAAAGACUAUACCUUUGCUGGGGUCUGGGCAGCCAUGGAAAAGACCUUGCUAAAGAUGGUUGAGGCAGGGAAGAAGAAAAUUAAUAUAAUUUCAGACUCGCCCACAAACAAAUACAGAAACAAAAGUACAUUUUAUUAUCUCAGUGACUUUGCCCAGACACAUGGGGUAUGUUUGCGCUGGGUGUUCCUAGAACUCUGCCACAGCAUUGGUAAUGCAGGAAUUGUGAAGUCCGAACUAGAAAGUGUUAUACGUCAGCAAAUAUCUGCCAAUCCUGAAGUCUCUGUCAGGUGUGCAAAUGAACUUGUAAACUUAGUACGGCCACAUUCCUCUGCAGUAAUCCACAUGUACACAGAAAGAGACGUUCAGAGAUACAAGUGCAUGCUGCCUAAAUUGCGUGUUAUACAAGGAACACAGAAAUUUGUGGAAGUCAUUGUUUUUCCAGAUGAUUUCUGGGCAAGGGAUGCAGUAGAGUCAGAUUCUUUCAAAAAGUUAUCUUUUUAAUUUCAAAAGAAUGGGGCACAAUUUUCUACCUUUUAAAAAGCUCAUUAUGAAGAUGUGAAUUGUAAGUUUUCUUUUUUUCUUUAUUUACUGGUAAUAAAGAUUUCAUUUUAGAUCUUUUCUGCAAGAGAGUACAGGUAGCCAGUCCCAUAAUAUUUUUCUAUAAGAGGUGGUAUUUGAUUAUGGAAAUGUAGAAAAUUAAUUUUGAUAAUACCGACAACAUAUAAAGUAUCAUUGUUUUAAGCUAAGACUUGGGGAAAUUUAAGGAUCACAUUUUGCAAAGGAACAGAAAUGUGUGUGUGUGUGUGUGUGUGUGUGUGUGUGUGUGUGUGUGUGUGUG
This is a messenger RNA of Penaeus indicus, 3323 nucleotides long. RefSeq lists its product as uncharacterized. Lineage: Eukaryota; Metazoa; Arthropoda; Malacostraca; Decapoda; Penaeidae. The transcript has 5 exons. The record is from RefSeq and is a predicted model, not a curated record. The coding region runs from base 209 to 2986 and encodes 925 amino acids.